Molecule: messenger RNA, 601 nt
Organism: Coprinopsis cinerea okayama7#130
Lineage: Eukaryota; Fungi; Basidiomycota; Agaricomycetes; Agaricales; Psathyrellaceae
Exons: 1
Coding region: 41-598 (185 amino acids)
Source: RefSeq, a predicted model, not a curated record
CUCACCUCCACCACGGACAUUUCUCCAUGUCGAAGCCACAAUGGGGUCUCUACCACCGAUUACGCCGCGGCAACGAAUCCUGCACCGAUGCAUCUACGUUUCCCUGGGGUUGAGCUUGAUCAUCUUCGCUCUGUCGAUGGUCUUUCUAGGACUCCUAUCCUUCUUCCUCAGCAUCGUCGCAUUCGCGUUCACCCUCGCUUUCAACAUCACCAUGCUGGUCUACAAGAACAAGGAGGACAAGAUCCGAUACGUGAGUGAUCCUGGGGAUAACGCUCCUAUCGCCCUCGACCAAGUUGGAUCACAACCAUCCAGUCACCCGCCCAGUUCGCGAGCCCAUAUUCCUGCCAUCUGCCGCCUUCCAACCAUCAUCUCCAGCUUCGUCAUAAGCGCCUUUUGGCUGGCGGCGUUCGGGGUUCUCGUUUACUGGGUGGUGAAUUUCUACAAAUUCGAGCCCUCGGACGACGAGUACAAGAUGCUGGGCGCCACUUACGCCGAGGUCGUUUUGGUGUUCCUCGAAGCAGCGCUCGUGGUCUUCAUCGGUAUCACGGCAUUGAAGGAGAGGAAUCAACUGCUAUCGAAUGUCAGUGGGAGAGCGUAGACG